UUUACUAGGAGAAAUAGAAAAAGUCUCUUGGGGACGUUGUCCUUAAGUCUCACAACCACCAGAUAGGUAUUUCAGAAAACAAGAGGUUCAGGACACAUCUCUGAAAGGUUUGAGUUGCCUUAUUCAGGUGUGAUUAUAGUGGGGGAAUAGGGAAAUCUACCAGAGAAGUGGCUAGGGCUCACAGUUAUCCUAGGGGCAGCUGACGACAGGGGCAGAGCCAAGGGAACUGCUGGAUCAGGAGGCCCACGAACAAAUCAGGGGCAUAGCCGCCUGUCACUUCCCUACCAGGAAGGAAGCCAGGUAUAUUACUAUAACCAAGGCACACUGGGGUCUUUACUGUAUGGAGAACUUGGCUCCUGCCCGCAAUCCUAUGGCUCUGCGUCAUACACAGGAAGUAGGGCCUCUGUGUAACCAGAAAUGGGAAUGGGACUGAAGGAGAUUCAGCCCACAAAUAUCCGACCACCAGCUUCCACCUCUGCAAUCGGCCACCCUGUGUCUGCUCAACGCAUCACAGAAACAAGUUUUCAAGUGAUGGAGACUUCCCCGCUGAUGAAAAAUUCCCUGGGAUUGCAACCUCCAAGCCAGACAGCUUUCCUAUGGACUGACAGAGAACUUGUCAAGAUGAAACACCAGUCUGCGGGAGAAAGGGAAGAAGAGAAUGAUGGAAAUCGUUUCUGGGAAACUAUUUUUACAUUAUGUUUUGUUUGUUCCUGCAUGUGGGAUCUUCGCUCCCCAGCCAGGGAUUGAAGCCACGCCUGCUGCAUUGGAAGCGCAGAGUCUUCACCACUGGACCACCAGGGAAGUCCCAGGAAUAUCACUUUUAAAGGAGAAGUUAUAAACCCCUUGGUUACAUGAACUGGAGAUUUUUAGUAAGAAGUCAAUAUAUUUGUUGUUAGGCACAUUUUAUGUUAGGCUGUCUCCCUGCACAGGAUGCAGGCGCCUUGAAAAUGGAAAUCAUAU
This is a messenger RNA of Balaenoptera acutorostrata (minke whale), 960 nucleotides long. RefSeq lists its product as uncharacterized. The record is from RefSeq and is a predicted model, not a curated record. Lineage: Eukaryota; Metazoa; Chordata; Mammalia; Artiodactyla; Balaenopteridae. The transcript is spliced from 3 exons. Bases 418 to 747 code for a protein of 109 amino acids.